GCUGAUAGAUGAGGAAUGUAUUCUGAUCAUUGGUUACCGAGAUGCCAGUUAAUGUGGACCUAGAUUGUAACACAGGAGUUGCCCUGCGUGACACAACAUUGUGGAGAGGCUCAAGUAGUUAAAGACCAACAUUGUUUAAACAUAAGGUCCUUUCUUAGUCUUUCAGAGCCACACACACACUGAUCUUACUGUGUGGUGCAUGCUGUUCCUUCCUGUCUGUGCUGAGUUAAACAGGUCCAGUCAGCACAAUUGUUUGUGUGUGUGUGCGCGCACCGAGAGGCAGGCAGGCAACACUGGUGUCAAGGGUGGGCUGUACAUUUUCCAUGGAAGGAGGAAGAGAGGUCUGCUUUCUGAGAUACCUGAAAGGCAGUCCUCUGUGUUGCGGUAUGGAGCAUAGGGGUCAGGAGUUGUAACUUUUCAGACAUUGUUCUGUCCUUGCGUUUUUCCAGGUAAAACAGCAGUGAUGUCAUAAUGAAGGAUUACCUGUACAUUUGGAACUGACAGAUUACAUAAAACAAUUUAACAUGAGACUAUGAGAUGGCAUGGUGGUCCACAAAUAAACUGUAAGGAGCCUCCUGUAGUCUUCCUAAUAUUAUGUUGACUAUGUGGAAUCUCAACCCCCCCCCAACUGUGACUAUUCUCAGUAAUUGUUUUGUAUGUAAUUACAGGUAUUAUUAUUUCUUCUUAAUGACAUCUAUGUUUUCUAACUGCAAAAUACAUGCAGAAGUUAAUGAUCGUUUUACAGGGGAAUGAAUGCUCCACUCCCUAAGAGCUAUCAUGGUCGAUUACUGCACUCUCAAUAUGUGGUACUCCCUGCUGCUGAGUCAGUCAGAUUGAGUCACAGUUUGGGUUCUGACCUGGAGGUAAGUGUGUGUGUGUGUGUGUGUGUGUGUGUUCAGUAGCAGUAAUGGCGGAAAUUAGCCGCUUAUAGCAGGAACCUGACUGUCAUUGACUGAGAUGACUCUAUAGGUUAAACAGAACAACAUAAUGUGUUGUAGUUUACACUGUCUUCUUGAGGACAAAGGUGAAGAGUUUGGUUUUGUACAACAACACUGUCAGGAAUUUGAAUGUCAUGAUGUGAUUUGGCAUCACAGAUCUCAACACUGCCAGCAUGAGGUUCUGCAACAUGACAUCAGUGCAUGGGUAUGGCUCUGACAUCACCCAAUGUGGUAUAGAUUUGCUAUUUUAAAAAAUACUUUAGAACCGAAACCAGCAAGCUAGCUGGUAGUCAGAUAGCCACUGCUAGCGGUCAUCACCGUUAACUCGGACAUCUGCCAGCCUCAGCCCGGUCAAUUCUUGCCAGUCUGCACAGCGCGAUAUCAACCCAGAGCAUAUCGGACUCCUUUUCUCUACCACAUCUCCAGAUUCCUACUGCAAGCUCUGAACCUUUACUCUGGAUCAUCGCAGGUAGAUAGCUGCUAUCCGAGUGGAUACUCCUGGCUAACGUCUCUGUCCCGAUGCAAGCACCAGUUAGCCUGGAGCCUGCUAGCCCCGGCCUGCUAGCUGUCUGAAUCGCUGUGCCUCCAGCUUGCCUAGCUACUCACUGGACCCUAUGAUCACUUGGCUACAAUUGCCUCUCUGCCUCUCCCUAAUGUCAAUAUGCCUUGUCUAUUGCUGUUUUGGUCAGUGAUUUGUCUUAUUUCACUGCAGAACCUCCAGCCCUGCUCAAUAUGCCUUAGCUAGCCCCUUUGUUCCACCCCCAUACAUGCGGUGACCACACCUGGCUUAAAUGGUGCCUCCAGAGACAAAACCUCUCCCAUCAUCACUCAAUGCCCAGGCUUACCUCCACUGUACUCAUAUCCUACCAUACCCUUGCCUGUACAUUAUGCCUUGAAUCUAUUCUUCCGCACCCAGAAACCUGCUCCUUUUACUCUGUUCUGAACCAGUUCUUUUAGCCUUUAGCCGUACUCUUGUUGACUUCUGUAACCGUAAAAGCAUUGGUUUCAUGCAUGUUAACAUCAGAAGCCUCCUCCCUAAGUUUGUUUUAUUCACUACUUUAACAAACUCCGCCAACUUGGAUGUCCGAGCCGUAUCUAAAUCCUGGCUUAGGAAGGCCACCAAAAAUCCUGAAAUUUCCAUCCCUAACUAACAUUUUCUGACAAAAUAGAACUGCCAAAGGGGGUGGAGUUGCAAUCUACUGCAGUGAGAUCCUGCAGACUUCUGUCAUACUAUCCAGGUAUGUGCCCAAACAUUUCAAGCUUCUAUUUUUAAAAAUCCACCUUUCCAGAAACAAGUCUCUCACCUUUGCCGCUUGUUAUAGACCCCCCUUCAGCCCCCAGCUGUGCCAUGGACACCAUAUGUGAAUUGAUCGCCCCCCCAUAUAUCUUCAGUGUUUGUAUUGUUAGGUGACCUAAACUGAGAGAUGCUUAACACCCCGGCCGUCCUACAAUCUAAGCUAGAUGCCCUCAAUCUCACACAAAUGAUCAAGGAACCUACCAUGUACAACCCUAAAUCCGUAACCAUGGGCACCCUCUUAGAUAUCGUCCUGACCAAUUUGCCUUCUAAAUACACCUCUGCUGUCUUCAACCAGGAUCUCAGCGAUCACUCUCAUUGCCUGCGUGCGUAAUGGGUCCGCAGUCAAACGACCACCAUUCAUCACUGUAAAAUGCUCCCUAAAACACUUCAGCGAGCAGGCCUUUCUAAUCGACCAGGCCCUGAUAUCCUGGAACGAUAUUCACCUCAUCCUGUCUGUAGAGGAUGCCUGGUUGUUCUUUAAAAGUGCUUUCCUCUCCAUCUUAAAUAAGCAUGCCCCAUCCAAUUAAUGUAGAAAUAAGAACAGAUAUAGAUAGCCCUUGGUUCCCCCAGACUUGACUGCCCUUGACCAGCACAAAAACAUCCUGUGGCGUUCUGCAUUAGCAUUGAAUAGCCCACGCGAUAUGCAACUUUUUAGGCAAUUCAGGAACCAAUAUACUCAGUCAGUUAGGAAAGCUAAGGCAAGCUUUUUCAAACAGAAAUUUUCUUCCUGUAUCACUAAUUCCAAAAAGUUUUGGGACACUGUAAAGUCCAUGGAGAAUAAGAGCACCUCCAACCAGCUGCCCACUUCACUGAGGCUAGGAAACUCUGUCACCACCGAUAAAUCUACCCCGGCCAACAUCUCAGCACACCCUGCAGCAACUUGCCCCCCCCCCUGAUUCUCCUUCACCCAAAGCCAGACAGCUGAUGUUCUGAAAGAGCUGUAAAAUCUGUAUCCCUACAAAUCAGCUGGGCUAGACAAUUUGUACCCUCUUUCUAAAAUGAUCUGCCGAAGUUGUUGCAACCCCUAUUACAAGCCUAUUCAACCUGGGUGGCACCACCUCGCGGUCAUCCCCCUCUUCAAAGGGGAGACACUAGACCCAAACUGUUAUAGACCUAUAUCCAUCUUGUCCUGCCUUUCUAAAAUCCACGAAAGCCAAUUUAAUAAACAGAUCACAGACCAACUUCAAAUCCCACCGUACCUUCUCCACUAUGCAAUCUGGUUUCCGAGCUGGUCAUGGGUGCACCUCAGCCAUGCUCAAGGUCCUAAAUGAUAUCAUAACUGCCAUCGAUAAGAGAGAGUACUGUGCAGCCAUCUUCAUCGACCUGGCCAAGGCCUUCGACUCUGUCAAUCACUGCAUUCUUAUCAGCAGACUCAAUAGCCUUGGCUUCUCAAAUGACUGCCUCGCCUGGUUAAACCAACUACUUCUCAGAGUUCAGUGUGUCAAAUCGGAGGGCCUGUUUUCCGGACCUUUGGCAGUCUAUGGGGGUGCCAUAGGGUUCAAUUCUUGGGCCGACUCUUUUCUCAAUAUAUAUCAAUGAUGUCGCUCUUGCUACUGGUGAUUCUCUGAUCCACUUCUACGCAGACGACACCAUUCUGUAUACAGUCGUAGCCCAAAUUUUUGAGAAUAACACAAAUAUUAAUUUUCACAAAGUCUGCUGCCUCAGUUUGUAUGAUGGUAAUUUGUAUAUACUCCAGAAUGUUAUGAAGAGUGAUCAGAUGAAUUGCAAUUAAUUGCAAAGUCCCUCUUUGCCAUACAAAUGAACUGAAUCCCCCAAAAACAUUUCCACUGCAUUUCAGCCCUGCCACCAAAGGACCAGCUGACAUGUCAGUGAUUCUCUCGUUAACACAGGUGUGAGUGUUGACGAGGACAGGGCUGGAGAUCACUCUGUCAUGCUGAUUGAGUUCGAAUAAUAGACUGGAAGCUUCAAAAGAUGGUUACCUGCAAGGAAACACGUGCCGUCAUCAUUGCUUUGCACAAAAAAGGCUUCACGGGCAAGGAUAUUGCUGCCAGUAAGAUUGCACCUAAAUCAACCAUUUUAUUGGAUCAUCAAGAACUUCAUGGAGAGUGGUUCUAUCAUUGUGAAGAAGGCUUCAGGGUGCCCAAGAAAGUCCAGCAAGCGCCAGGACCGUCUCUUAAAGUUGAUUCAGCUACGGAAUCGGGGCACUACCAGUACAGAGCUUGCUUCAAACCCACUGGCUCAUUGAUAAGUAUUUGAUAGGUAAAGCCACGCCUUAUCUCAGCUCACUGGUCACCAUAGGAACACCCACCCGUAGCACGUACUCCAGCAGGUAAAUUGCACUGGUCAUCCCCAAAGCCAUCACUUCCUUUGGCCUCCUCUCCUUACAGUUCUUUGCUGCCAAUGACUGAAUUACAUAAAUCUCUGAAGCUGGAGUCUUAUAUCUCCCUCUCUAACUUUGAGCAACAGGUGUCAGAGCAGCCUACCUAUCAUUGGCUGCAUACAGGUACAAUCUUUAAAUGGCACACCCAACUACCUCAUCCCCAUAUUAUUACUUACCCCCUUGGGUUGUGCCGUGGCGGAGAUCUUUGUGGGCUAUAUUCGGCCUUGUCUCAGGAUGGUAAGUUGGCGGUUGAAGAUAUCCCUCUAGUGGUGUGGGGGCUGUGCUUUGGCAAAGUGGGUGGGGUUAUAUCCUUCCUGUUUAGCCCUGUCCGGGGGUGUCAACGGAUGGGGCCACAGUGUCUCCUGACCCCUCCUAUCUCAGCCUCCAGUAUUUAGGCUGCAGUAGUUUGUGUUGGGGGGCUGCUCCAGUUCCAACUGUUCUGCCUGUGAUUAUUAUUAUUUGUCCAUGCUGGUCAUUUAUGAAUAUUUGAACAUCUUGGCCAUGUUCUUUUAUAAUCUCCACCUGGCACAGCCAGAAGAGGACUGGCCACCCCACAUAGCCUGGUUCCUCUCUAGGUUUCUUCGUAGGUUUUGGCCUUUCUAGGGAGUUUUUACUAGCCACCGUGCUUCUACACCUGCAUUGCUCGCUGUUUGGGGUUUUAGGCUGGGUUUCUGUACAGCACUUUGAGAUAUCAGCUAAUGUACGAAGCGCUAUAUAAAUAAAUUUGAUUUUCUCUUUUGCACCCCGGUAUCUCUACUUGCACAUCAUCGGCACAUCUAUCACUCCAGUAUUAAUGCUAAAUUGUAGUUAUUUCGCAUCUACGGCUUGUUUAUUGCUUACCUCCCUACUCUUCUAGAUUUGCACACACUGUACAUAAAUAGAAAAAUCUUUCUUUUCUAUUGUGUUAUUGACUCUACGUUUAUGUGUAACUCUGUUUUUUUUUUCGCACUGCUUUGCUUUCUCUUGGCCAGGUCGCAGUUGUAAAUGAGAACUUGUUCUCAACUGGCCUACCUGUUUAAAUAAAGGUGAAGUAAAGUUUAAAAAAUAAAUAUUUCUUUCUCACAAAAAUGGAAUCCCUGAACCUUCAGCUGUGUUUGAGCUGGAUUUACACAAAAAAAUAACAACAUAUAUUUAACAUCUUUAUUUGGGGAUCAACAUCAAUAAGGGAAGUGAAAACUAAAGUUUAAAAAAAGUCAGUGAAGAGUUAAACCUUUUCCCAAAUGUAUCCUUUUCUGGUUUCCUGGGGUAUUACCCCCCUCCCCCCCCUCCACCGCGCCGCAGUCUCUCUCUCCUGGUCUUGAUGGGGGGGUGGGCUAGUUCUUACAUGCAGAGUUUUUUUAACUGCUAACAUCUGGGAGAACUUGAUCACUCUCACUUAGCACAGACCAGAGAGAAGGACUGCAGACUGAUUCCAGCUACAGGACUCUCUCCCCCUGCCUGCCACCUAGCCUCCCCACUACGCCUCGUUUCGUCUCGCUCUCACAGUCAGUGGAGAGCCUGCCUCCCACCCUGCGUUCAGGGAACCUGAGUGUUCUGAAGAUGCGCUGGGAGCAGCCAGGUCCUCGCCAAGACAGACCAGCCCCGCUAUCCAACGGGCCACCCCGUGCCCGCCUCUCCCCCUCUGCCGUACCAAAACCAACCCCCCUGACCGAGCACCUUCCCCCAGCCAAGUCUCCGGAAUCCUUGAACACUCAGGGUGGUCAAAGCACAGCCUUCAGCUGUUUCCAGUAUCCUGUAGCAGCAGCUAUAGCCGAGGAGGGACAGAGAGGGAUGGAGAAGAAAGCGCAGCAGACAAGCGAGCGAGAGGAGGAGAAAGAGCUGAUGCAGGUGGAAGACGAGGUGGUGCCACCCAGCCCCUGCACACCCAUCGAGAAACCCAGCGUGCCUCUCAACAGCCUGAAGAUGAUGUUUGAGAAGGGAGAGGGCACCAAGGGAAAGGUGAGGACAGGACUACACCGCAGCUCCUCCGAGGACAUGGACCAGAGACUAGGAGUGUUGUCCCCUGACAGAGUGGUUGAGACCACCUCCCUGAAGGAAAGAAUGGCCAAGUACCAGUCAGCCGCUACCAAAAAGGGCCCACAAGCACACACUACCAGUCAGUCAGAGCGAGAGUAUAACAGCCUGAAGGAGAAUGUGCCCCCUAGUGGUGUGGCUGUGAGCCAGGCUUUAGAGUCCUACAGCAGAAAAGUUGCUGUAGCAGAGACCAAUGGGGAUGGCAUGGACAUAUCUAGUUUUAAGGGUAGCACCUCAUCUUCAUCCUCAGUCCACAGUGACUUGCCCAAGACAGCCUGGAAGUUCUGCCUUUCCGCGAGGGAGACGUGCAUCACGUGCCUAAAGACAGUGUACCCGCUGGAGAGGCUGGUGGCCAACACCCAGAUCUUCCACACCACCUGCUUCCGCUGUCUCCACUGCAACACCAAGCUCAGCCUGGGGAGCUAUGCCUCUCUACACGGUAAGGUCUACUGCAAGCCCCACUUCAGCCAGCUGUUCAAGGCCAAAGGCAACUACGACGAGGGCUUUGGCCACCGCCCCCACAAGGACCUGUGGACGCCCCGUGCCGAGGAAGAGGAGGAAGAAGGAGUUGACCGGGUAGUGGAGAUGAGGUCUGCGGAGCGGGCAGAAAGAGCUGUGGUGGUGUCUCAUCCAGCCGAGACACCACUCUCCCCAGCCAAGCAGUCCAGCCCCACGGUGGAGGAGUCUCCCCUGGCCAAGGUGACAGAGCUGACUGCCUCUCAUGAGACACACAGCCACAUUUCCUCCACUGAGAAACUCUCCACCGCCGAGAAAAUACCAGAGGCCUGCAGGCUUAGGGUUGCCUGGCCCCCUCCUGCUGACAGUGAUGCUGGAGCCUCUCCUGCUCUGGAGGGUGGUGGUGUGGGCCGGCCCUGGAGGGCCAAGUGGCCCCCGGAGGGUGAGGUGUCAUCGUCCACCCUGAGCCCCGACAGGGCCGAGCUGAAGAGCCUCAGGAGGAGCUCGUCUCUGAAGGAGCGCAGUCGGCCCUUCUCGGUGGCCCCCAGCCUCACCAACACCCUGGGGCCACGGGAGCCCCGCCAGCCCCUCAAAUCCCUGAUGGAGAGGAGGGGGUCGCUGGAGGACAGCUGCUCCACGCUUAAGGAACCUGAACCCCAACUCCAGAGGGGGAGAGAGGAGGAGAAAGAGGGGAGAAGGCCCACACCGCCCAGCGGCAGUGCGGUGAACGGAGAGAUCAGCUGCGAGGAGGUAGAGAGUCUCCUGGCAACGCAGGACAAGAAAGAAGAGCCGAUGAAGAAAGGAAAAGAAGCAGCAAUGGAAGAUGAAGAGGAAAGGGCUUCUUUAAAAUGCAAAAGUGCCACUCCAGACAUCAUAUCAUCUCCGCCCCCGCAGCCCAAACACAACCGCAGUUCCCAGGAUGUGGGCUUCUGGGAGGGGGAGGAGGGAGGCGAAGGGGAGGAGGAACAGCUCACCAUAGAGGAGAUGAUCAAGAGGAACCGCUAUUAUGAGGAAGAUGAGGAGGAAGACGACGUCUGAAUAGACAGCUCUGAAUCAGACUGGAUUUAGACUGGACACACACCAUGGACACACACCAACAUAUUAUGUCCCUAGUACUCCCUGUCCACUUUAUAAAACCCAGGGAGUUCUUAAGUGCAGGGACACAACAAUUGUGAUUUUUCUCUGUUUGUGUGUAAUUUGUGAUCAUUUUGAGUGUUUGUUUCGUUCACAGUAGAAAAGUUAGCAAUACAUCAGUCUUACACUACAUUGAACCAAAUAGCCUGAUUAUUUUAGUGAUUUCUGAGGGAGCUUGAUAGAAGGGACUGGUAGAUUGUAGACAGUUGGAUUAAAAACAUUUAGUACCGUUUUCCAUGUUUUGUAUUUUUACGCUGGAAAGGCUGGUCUGUGUCUUUUUAAAAACUGGGAGUGAAUACAGUUACGAUCUUUAUGAUACACAGCCCUGAUUGGCGGAUAGGAUACACAGCCCUGAUUGGCGGAUAGGAUCGUCUAGACCAGGGUUUCCUAAACUCGGUCCUGGGGCCUCCCCCUGGGUGCACGUUUUGGUUUUUGUCCUAGCACUACACAGCUGAUUCAAAUAACCAACUCAUCAUCAAGCUUUGAUUAUUUGAAUCAGCUGUGUAGUGUUAGGGCAGAAAACAAAAUACGCAACCAGGGUGGGCUCCAGUACUGAGUUUGGGAAAACCUGGCCUAGACUCUAGAGCAGGGUUAUUCAACUCUUACCCUACGAGGUCCGGAGCUUGCUGGUUUUCUGUUCUAUCUGAUCAUUAAUUGCACCCGGUCUAAAUCAGUCCCUGAUAAGAGGGGAACAAUGAACAACUCAGUGGAACUAGCUUGGAGGUCCAGAGAUGAGUUUGAGGGCUCUAGAGCCUAUCCCUUGAGAGUAAUCAGAAUAAUCAGAUUGUGAUGUAAUGCUGUGGGCCAAAAACUACACCCCCCUUUUUUCAAAAGCUGUUACACUAAAAGGGCAUUGUCAACAUUUUCACAAUUUCAGUGUUAUUUCGACCCCGUAAGUGUGGAAAUAUCAAUAAAAUAGGGAAAUCACGUUUGACUGCACUGCCCCUUUAAGUGUGCUAGUACAAAGCACUGCCAGAUGGAUUCCAGGAUCAGAGCUGCUUUAAAUAAUCACAAGCAGUCGCUUCAUGGGUUUGAUAGUACUUGAUCUUGUAAUAUACCUUAAGAAUCAAAAAAGGCUUGUGACAGAAUGUGGUAAUUUGAUCCGUGAUGACUAAACCAACAAUGUACUAUCUGUGAUGUAUGUUUGGGCCCUUUCUCUUCCUGGGUGUAUAUUUUUAGUUGUCCUUUGACACAGUGCCUGUUUUAAAUUGUAUAAAAAGCAUCCUAUUUUAUAAUGAAUUUAGAAAACUGGAUAAAUACAGAUUAUUAUAUUUACCCUCAAUGUUUUAUACUUCAUUUUUUUGGGUCCUCCAUAAAGUAAUCUUAGAAUUGUACGUCUUGAUGUGUUUGAAAUAAAUAAUAAAUGGUCUAUCAUUGAUA
Messenger RNA from Oncorhynchus masou masou (cherry salmon), 9559 nucleotides. Its product is annotated as LIM domain and actin-binding protein 1-like. Gene Ontology annotation, molecular function: actin filament binding. The coding region runs from base 6116 to 8083 and encodes 655 amino acids. The record is from RefSeq and is a predicted model, not a curated record. Gene Ontology annotation, biological process: actin filament bundle assembly. NCBI's taxonomy places the organism in Eukaryota, Metazoa, Chordata, Actinopteri, Salmoniformes, Salmonidae. The transcript has 9 exons. Gene Ontology annotation, cellular component: actin cytoskeleton; plasma membrane.